CAUCCGGGUCCCUAAGCCGGAUUCCUCCUUUUGUUUACUUGGUGGGGAGGAGGCGGAGUCCGCGUUGGCUUGACUGAAGGUCAGCUGAGCGUGAGCGGAGCUUGCUUCUGUCUUCGGGCCGGUUACCUCACGAGAGCUCUUUUAAGCAGGUUUUCAAAGCAGUAAAAUAUGUCUGGCUUCCUUGAAAACAUGAGGUGCUCAGAAUGUAUUGACUGGGGAGAAAAGCGAAAUACCAUCGCUUCCAUUGGUGCAGGAGUGCUGUUUUUUACAGGCUGGUGGAUUAUCAUAGAUGCAGCUGUUAAAUAUCAAGAUCCGAAGCAGUUCAACCAUUCAUACCAUGCUUGUGGAGUUAUAGCUACAGUUGCAUUCCUAAUGAUCAAUGCAGUAUCCAACGGGCAAGUGCGUGGGGAUAGUUACAGUGAAGGUUGCCUUGGGCAAACAGGUGCUCGCAUCUGGCUGUUCAUCGGUUUUAUGUUGGCAUUUGGAUCUCUGAUUGCAUCUAUGUGGAUCCUCUUUGGAGGCUAUGUUAUUAAUGAUAAAACAGAAAAACCAUCAAUAUACCCAGGAAUAGCAGUCUUCUUCCAGAAUGCUUUUAUCUUUUUUGGUAGCAAGAAGGUUCAAAGUCCUGGCUGACUCUGCUGUUUGGACUGUGCUUCUACUGGACCACUCUCCCGUGUUUCAACCUUAGCUGCGCCUCAGACCGCUCUUUUGGCCGUUCCAGCCUUAGCCUGAUCCUCUGCUGGACUGAAACUUUGCACUUGACCAUCUGCCUGCAUAUCAGACUCACCUGCUGGAUUCCUCCCCUGGCCUGCCUGAUGUAGAGCCUGAUUCUACCAGUCACUGGUGAGCCCACUGCUAUCCAGGUGCAUCAAGGCUCUGCUCUGCUUUCCUUUUCUAUAGUUCGUGUUAUGUGUUAAGCAGACUUGGAGAGGCUUGCCUUUCAAAUAGGAGAUGCCUUCAGGUAGCCCUUCUGGCUCUCUGUAAACGAGGGUGCAUGGCCACCCUCCUCCAAGAUGCUCUGUGCAAGUCUUCCCAUUGUCCACAGUCAGAAAUGGAAUGGUUUGAAACCGGGACCACUUACCUGUAAAAAGGCAGAGCCAAGUACAGAAACCACACCAGCCACCAAUCCCAAAAGCAAUGCAAUCCAAGGCUGCUGGAUGGUGGAAGCUGAAAAACCAACAGCCACCCCGCCUGCCAGGGUUGCCUUCUGGAUGUGGGCCUAUGGGAUGAACAACAGAAGAAAUCAAGACAUGAGAAAUGCCAAGCAACAGCGUUUUAUUGGUGUAAGGCACUCGUAGUUUUGUGCACAUGCAUGCACACACGGUCUCCUCCCUCGUGUGUAUGUGUGUGAGAGAGCGAGCGAGCGAGCGCACAUGCCAUUUUGGACUCCAUGUAAAACACAUUUUUUAGUAAUUUCAGAAUUGCAGAGGGAGCCAAUGUGAUCUUUAAGGGGCAGAGGUAAGCCUCCAGGCUGCGGGAACCUACUCUGUCUCGCCUAUUUGCCUUUCGCUUAACCUGCAUAUUUGACCCCAAUCCAUCAUGUUUCUUAUGCAGAGGCCAGUAAACACAUUACCCAAAGUACUGUGUAUUUGCAGUUGAACACAGAGUGGGAUUGCACUUGAUUAAAUAUGUUUGUUUCUGUAAAACUCUCUGUAUUUUAUUAUUUAAUGCUAUUUAUGAAUUGUUUGCAUUAAAGGCAUUUCUAAGCUCUGUCCUCUUUAA
This is a messenger RNA of Varanus komodoensis (Komodo dragon), 1722 nucleotides long. It is a transcript of the gene TMEM50A, whose product is annotated as transmembrane protein 50A. Lineage: Eukaryota; Metazoa; Chordata; Lepidosauria; Squamata; Varanidae. The transcript is spliced from 7 exons. The record is from RefSeq and is a predicted model, not a curated record. Bases 169 to 633 code for a protein of 154 amino acids. Gene Ontology annotation, biological process: late endosome to vacuole transport via multivesicular body sorting pathway; protein targeting to vacuole.